UUUGUUUACAUUUCGGACUAAACUUAAUUUUUAAUUAUUAAUAUUAUCUUAAUUCUUAAUAUCCACAAAACUAAAGUUAUUUAAUACAAAUUAAGGUGUUCUUAUUUUUAAUAAUUAGAAUAAAUAAUUCAAUUUUAAAACACUUAAAUAACUACUUGUUAUAAAAAAAAGUAUUAGAAAUUUAUAAUAAUUCUCCGUUGAAAUCUGAAAUAUUUGGGAUCCUGAAGCUGAAAAAUUAUUAGCAAUGUCUAUCAGCUUAAAAACGGUGCAGAACAAACCUGAACCAGUGGCCUAUAGUGAAGCAGCUUUACGAAACAAUGCGAUUGUUAUGGAGUAUUGUCGGACCUCAAUGGCUGCACUUUCAGGGUCUACAGCAGGUGUCCUAGGUUUGACUGGAUUAAAUGGUUUUGCAUUCUAUAUGUUCUCGGUUAUAAUAUUGUGGGCAAUGUUUCUGGUGAAGGCUGGGCCCAACUGGAAGAAGUACUAUGUGUCUCGUCAGAGUCUACUAACGAACGGUUUCCUUGGCGCUCUGUUUACAUAUGUUCUUUUCUGGACAUUUAUAUAUGGAAUGGUCCAUGUUUAUUAAUCUAGUGUAAUAGUAAUUUAAGUUAUGAAUUUAAAGGUGGAAAUAUAAUGGCUGUAUUUAUUUUA
Molecule: messenger RNA, 651 nt
Organism: Leptidea sinapis
Lineage: Eukaryota; Metazoa; Arthropoda; Insecta; Lepidoptera; Pieridae
Gene: EMC6
Product: ER membrane protein complex subunit 6
Exons: 2
Coding region: 245-586 (113 amino acids)
Biological process (GO): protein folding in endoplasmic reticulum; autophagosome assembly
Cellular component (GO): membrane; EMC complex; endoplasmic reticulum
Source: RefSeq, a predicted model, not a curated record